AUGAUUCCAUUGAUUAGAUUAUCCAAAAAUAGGGUAUCCCUAUUACUUAAACCAAAAUUAAAAUCAACACCAUUCAAAUCAACAACAUUUAUAAUAUCUAAAAACAAAACCAAUAGUAAUUUAUUCAUUGCUUCGCAAAAUAACAAUAAUACUUUAAAAAGAUUUUACUCUGGCAACAUUAACAAUAAUAACAAUAAUAAUAGUAAUAAUAGUAAUAAUAAUAUAACCAACGACAAUGAUAAAAAUAAAAAAGAAGAAAAUUUUGAAGAACAUGUAUUUCAUGAUAGAGAUGAGUUUAGUAAAGAUCCAAAAUUCUUUUAUGUUGUAUCACUUAUUGUUACUGCUGGCUUAAUUUAUAAUUUUUAUCAAGGCUAUAUAUAUUUUGCUACAGAGGAUAUUUUAGAUGAAGUUAGAACAAUUUUAAAUAGCGAUGAUGCAUUAGAAAGAAAUACAGCAUUAGGAUCUAUAGCCUCCAGAGCAUCGCUUGUAUAUUGUAUCGAAAAACUUUUUCACCUUGGUGUUGUUGAAGUUUUAGUUAAAUCAUUAAAUGAUCCAGAUCCAAUUGUACAAUUGACAGCAAUAAAGACACUAGAUAAAUUUUUUAAUACAUAUCAUUAUGAGGUAUUUGGUGAUGAAGCGGUCAAAAGGGGUGCAUGCCAAGCAUUAGCAAGAAUUAUUUUAUCAAAUGGUAUGAAUUCUGAUGCUGCUUCGGGGGUUUGGCUAAGAUUAUUAUUAUCAAAAAACAAUCAAGUUCAAGUUUUAGCCUCAAAUGAAUUAUUAUAUUGUUUGCAAACUUUAGCUUAUUCUGAUAAUUUAGAAUUUCAAAGAGUAGCAAUUGCAACAAUUAAAAUAUUAUUUGUAAAUAGAGAUGUUUAUCCAAUGCUACUUAAACUUAAAGGUAUGCUUUCUCAGCUCCACAAAUCACAAGAUAUCUUAAUUUCAAACCAUGCCGAGUACUUUUUAAAUGUUUUAAAGGGUGAAUUAAUUCCUCCAGUAGGUGAUGUCUCUUUUAAAUUUGAAGAAUUAAAUAUUGGUCAUAAAAUGCAUGGUGCUAUUAAUUUAUUGAUGGUACCAUUCACUUAUUUAUAUUGUUGCCUAAGAUGGAGAAGACAUAGCAGAGAUCCAAUUUAUUGGAGAACCAAAGGUUUAUAUGGAGGGGUAAUGGUAUUUUUAGCAUCAACCGUAUCGACAUUAUUACUCUAUCCAGAUUUCCACCCAAAUAUCAUCGAUGACAGAUUAAAGAAAGGAUUUUCAUUGGGACCAAAAACUCUUGAAGAGUUUGACAGAUGCAAGGAACAAUUACAACAAUCUGCAGUAUUAUUGGUUGAUCAAAAAGAUGAAGAUCCAAAAUCAGAGGAUAAUAAAGAAAUUACAAAAAAUAAAGAAUCAAAAGAAAUUGUUAAUAGUAGCGAAGAGUCAUCAGGCUUUAAACAAGAUUUUUUAUUUACUCCAAACUCACUUUAUGUAAUGAAACAAGCCUCACCCAUUUUAACCUAUUUCAUUUUAUUAAUGGGAUGGAAACAUGCUAGAUAUAUUGUAGUCCCAAGCAUCGCUUUAUUGGUACACAAUUUAAAUAACAAAUAUAUAAAGGUUACUGUUCAAAAAUAA
Molecule: messenger RNA, 1608 nt
Organism: Dictyostelium purpureum
Lineage: Eukaryota; Evosea; Eumycetozoa; Dictyosteliales; Dictyosteliaceae
Exons: 4
Coding region: 1-1608 (535 amino acids)
Source: RefSeq, a predicted model, not a curated record